AUGUCCGAUAUUCGUGUUGUAGUUGGAAUAGAUUUCGGAACAACCUAUUCGGGGUUUGCGUACUCGCAUAAAGUAAACCCUGACAUUGAAACAAAUCAAAGUUGGCCAGCAGGCGCAACAUGGCCUGGCGCAAUCGACAAAUUUAAAAUCAACACAGUAUUGAUGUAUGAUGAAAAUGGCGAUAAAGUUAAAUUAUGGGGUUAUAAAGCCUUGGCCAAUAAAAAAACGAGAAAACGUAACGAUGACUCAAAAGAUGCUAGACCUGUUGAAUUAUUUAAAUUACAUCUAGGAAGAGAUAUAGAAACUUCAGAAAACUUGGAAUCAAGGUUAAACGAAGUUUCUACACAGAAUAGUUUCAAUUAUAAAAAAGCCGUUGCUGAUUAUUUGUGUGAAAUGGAUACCGUUCAAAGAAGAUGGGAUAAUUUAAACUUUUUCGAAAAUGUCUUAAUAGUUUUAACUGUGCCAGCGGAAUUUACUGAUAAAGCAAAAUUUAUUAUGAGAGAAUGUGUAUUCAAGGCAGAAUUAAUUAACGAAUUACACAGCGAGAAUUUACAACUUACAACUGAACCUGUUGUUAAAGGCGCAGUGGAAUAUGGUUUGAAUAUGAAGUGUGUUAAAAAUAGAGUGUUGAAAAAAACUUAUGGUGUCAAAAUGUUCAAGGGUGAUUUGUUGACUGUAUUUUUAUCCGAGGUCAUACUUGAUACGAAAGUUCCAAAUUUUCAUCCUCUU
Messenger RNA from Entrophospora candida, 729 nucleotides. Lineage: Eukaryota; Fungi; Glomeromycota; Glomeromycetes; Entrophosporales; Entrophosporaceae. The record is from the annotation of a GenBank genome assembly.